Messenger RNA from Phytophthora infestans T30-4, 1077 nucleotides. RefSeq lists its product as uncharacterized. Bases 1 to 1077 code for a protein of 358 amino acids. The record is from RefSeq and is a predicted model, not a curated record. Lineage: Eukaryota; Oomycota; Peronosporomycetes; Peronosporales; Peronosporaceae. The transcript has a single exon.
AUGCUCAAGACUGAGCGCUCGACGCCGUACACGAGAUGCCAAGGGCGUCUGCGGAAGCGACCGAACCAUGAGCUCGAGUAUUUGCGGCAGCAGGUGGUCGACCUCCAGGAAGAGCUACAAGUACUGCGCCAACCGGACAGUCGUCUGACAUCUACCGUCGAGCUAGAGCUUAGUGAGGACGACACGUGGGAGAGCCUAGCUGCGAGACAGAGUGCACAAGCCAAUAAGGUGCUGAUGAAAAACGUGAAGCUUCGUACAGCGCUGGAAGAACAGCUACGCGUGGCUCGAAUGCUGGAAAAUGCCAUCGACCAGCACUGGAGAAAAUCGAGUCAGGAAAGACGUUGGUUCACUGGCGACGCGGAGCGACCUCAGCCUUCGAAUCUAUCUGAAAAAAUGAUCUACGCUUUACUUGAAGAGGAUAUGGGGAGUCAACACGCUUCAGUAGACAAAGAGCUGGCAACCAGCGCAGUUUCGCUUGAGCACUGCGAGUUAAACCCAAAACUCCACGUAAAGCGCAAUGCGGACGGAAUCUCCUUUUACGUUCGUGAGGCUCAUUUGCUGCCGUUCUCAAGUGUAGUCCACGCAUUGCACAACUCGCUCAGCCACGGAGACGCGGGACGCCCGAUGGCUCGUUGUCGAAAGCUCUGGAAGGAAGACAACUGUUUACGGGCUACUACGGUCACUACACUAAAUUUACCGAAUGGCCGUCAAGUAGAAGUCACAACAAGGCUUGUUCAGCGGAGCAUUCCGGAGGCAACUCGAACGAUUAACGUGUGGGCAGCGUACGUUGAGAUCCAAGGCUCCAUGUUCAUCCGCCUCGAGGAGAAAGGAUGGAUCGCUCUAGAGCCUUAUCAAUUCAAGAGGAAUGGCUACAUUUCCCAAGCUCCAGGAACCACACUGCGAUCGGCAGUCCGCGUGGCGCCUGUCAUGCAGUUUUACUCGGAGGAAGACGAGAAGCAGCACGUCGACGAGAUGACGGAAAUUGUCAUGGAAACAUACAACUGCAACUUCAGUCUGCUCUACCAGGUAUUGGAGAACCUCAUGCUAGAUAAUGCCAUGAAGAAGAAGACGCAGUAA